AUGCAUAUAUUGGGAGCUAGUCUACAAGUAGUAUCCCUAUCUCCACCUCUCUCACAAGUCAUAUUCACUCCAUUCUGUACAACCCUCAUGACAUACAAAUAUAUAGACCAUAGCUAUCACUCUCCAACCUCUUCAUUCUCCCAAGUGAUUAAAAGGAACUAUCAAGAAUACACUCCAAAAGACCUCCCUCAGUUUUGCUUCUCUUCAAUCCCCAGACUUGUCAAUCUCCCCUCUUCUUUCUUUCUUUUGUAACCUUUUUCUGGCAACCCAAAAACAACACACACCAAAAACACACACUCAUGAAUAUAAACGUUAUUGUAUCCAUUUUCAUUUUAACACUUCUGUUUCACCAGUCAGUUGCCGGUUUACUCGCAGAACCGGCCCAACCCAUCAAACUGGGAGACUACCAAUCACCCAACACAGUCCCUGCAUUCCCGGUCCAAACCGAAGCCCAAACUUGCCGGCUCGACCUCUCCGCCGAGUUAUUCGGCGGCGUCAACGCAGCAUGCGGACGUAACCUUGACCGUAGCCGCUGCUGUCCAGUUCUAGCCGCGUGGCUCUUCGCAGCUCACGCUAGGUCGGCUCUACAAAUAACAACAGCGGCUCCUGUUUCUUCGGACCUUCCCAUGAUGCCUGAUGACUCACAGAAAUGUGUUAAUACGUUACAGUCCUCGUUACUGGACCGUAAAAUUCACAUUCCGCAGCCUAAUAAUUCGUGCGACGCCGUUUUGUGCUUCUGUGGCAUUAGGCUUCAUCAGAUUAGCUCACUUACUUGUACGGCGGCGUUUAAUAUUUCUGGUACGAGCCGUAAUGCCACUCCGACGGCUGCCGUUAAAAAUUUGGAGCAUAAUUGCCGGAAUUCUUCUUACGCCGGCUGUACAAAGUGUCUUGGUGCCUUGCAGAAGCUAAAAGGUGAUGGGAAAAACGGGACUUCACGGCACCACCCGGACGAGGACAGUGACGGUAACGGCGACAGAGCAAGAAAAAUGUUAAACCGGGACUGCCAGCUCAUGGGGCUGACGUGGCUACUCGCCAGGAACAAAACUGCGUACAUUCCGACAGUCUCGGCCGUAUUGCGCGCCAUAAUGUACAGUGCGCACCCACACGAGUCCAAGUGCAGCCCUGACCAGGAGAACAUGCCCCUAGCCGUGGACUCGCUCCAGUUGGACAAGUCAUACGCUUCUUCCUCUACGUCGUCGUUUCAGCAUCCAAUAAUGUUACGUACUGUAGUUCCCGUUUUAGCCUUGUUGAUUUUAUCUUAUCUCCUUGUCUAGAAUCAGCUUUGGCCCGCUGGUUUACCAGGCUUUUUGAACGUAGCCCCCUUGGUCACUGCCAUUUUAGUGUUGUCGGGGUUUGGUUUUGGUUCAGGUUCACGUGAAGCUAAAUGACAAGAGGGGAAUAGCCUGGACUCUCCUGUGGAGCCAGAGGGGUCAUUUUUGUCUUUCGCUCUACUGUAUGUAUAUUUUAUUACUCGAUUAGACUUGUUUACAUAUGGAGUACUCGACAAGUCUUUACCUGCC
Messenger RNA from Daucus carota subsp. sativus, 1520 nucleotides. RefSeq lists its product as uncharacterized. NCBI's taxonomy places the organism in Eukaryota, Viridiplantae, Streptophyta, Magnoliopsida, Apiales, Apiaceae. The transcript has 2 exons. The record is from RefSeq and is a predicted model, not a curated record. The coding region runs from base 300 to 1274 and encodes 324 amino acids.